Messenger RNA from Asterias rubens (European starfish), 1264 nucleotides. RefSeq names its product programmed cell death protein 2-like. Gene Ontology annotation, cellular component: cytoplasm; nucleus. Bases 33 to 1076 code for a protein of 347 amino acids. The record is from RefSeq and is a predicted model, not a curated record. Lineage: Eukaryota; Metazoa; Echinodermata; Asteroidea; Forcipulatida; Asteriidae. The transcript has 4 exons.
ACUCUUUGUGGCUCUGGAGCUAAGAUUUCAAGAUGGCUGCGCCCACGGAGAGCAUCAAAGUUACUUUGGGGUUCGUUGAAAAAGUAGAAAAAUGCAGGCUUUCCAGGAAAUAUUUUCCAAGCAAAGUUGGUGGAAAGCCUGCCUGGCUAUCGAUAAAAGAUAUCCCAAAUUCUGACAGGCUCAAGUGUCCAAAGUGUGGUAAAGUGUGUAUUUUUCUGAUACAAGUUUACUGCCCAGUUGUGACAUUGGAAAGGUGUUUUCAUCGGACUUUAUUUAUUUUCGUAUGUAAAGCUCCGUCUUGUCAUUCUCAAGACACUGCAGCUUUCGUGGUUUUACGAAGCCAGCUCCCAAGAGCAAAUGAGUUUUACGAUUAUGAACCACCUGAUGAAGAUAAUCCUGUUGACGAAGCCGAAGGCCUUGUUGUUGGUCUGUGUGCAGUGUGCGGUUGUCAUGCAGGAAAUAAAUGCUCAAAAUGUCAAGUUCGUUACUGUAGCCGAGAGCAUCAGAAAGUCGAUUGGAAAGCGGGACAUAAAGCGAGCUGUGGAGUGAAAGGUUCUACAGGCAAUGGUGACAACAACAUCCUAUUUCCCGAGUUUGAAUUAGUGACAGAACCAGAGGACUAUGAUCAGCUGGAUGAGGAAGAAAACGGAGCAACAGAGCACCAGGAAACCAAAGAGACGACAGAGGUCGAUGAUGAGCUGGAUGUGGAAGAGUUGGAGAAGAUGGCCAUGGCUGAGAGUCAAGAUGACAGACAGUUUGCUAAGUUCAAGAAACGCAUCCAACAUGAGCCAGAUCAGGUGAUACGAUAUGAACGCGCGGGACAGCCACUUCUUAUAUCGAGAGAGAAACGACCUCAGAAAAGCCAGGUCCCACCCUGCGGCAACUGUGGCUCAGCAAGACAGUUCGAGUUUCAGGUUACACCUCAACUACUCAUUCAUCUCGGUGUUGACAGUCUGGAGAACAGCAUUGAUUGGGGCACCCUCAUCGUUUACACUUGCACCAACAGUUGUGAUGAAGGAGCACCUUAUAAGCCAGAAUUCUUGUGGAAGCAGGACAUUGUAGACACUACAAAGUAACCUGUGAUGUCAUCUCAUCCACCAACAUCGCGGCCCAAUUUCAUAGAGCUGCUUAAAGGCACUGGACACUACUGGUAAUUACUCAAAAUAAUCAUGAUAUAUAAACUUAUUUGAAUACGAGCAAUGAGCUGUUGAUAGUAUAAAACAUUGUGAGAAACGGCUCCCUCUGAAGUAAUGUAGUUUUUGAG